Messenger RNA from Suillus bovinus, 2260 nucleotides. RefSeq lists its product as uncharacterized. The record is from RefSeq and is a predicted model, not a curated record. The transcript is spliced from 4 exons. Bases 371 to 2119 code for a protein of 582 amino acids. NCBI's taxonomy places the organism in Eukaryota, Fungi, Basidiomycota, Agaricomycetes, Boletales, Suillaceae.
CGACGAUGAAAGGCUUUGAGCACGCAGAGCUCAUUAACUGGGACGGUCCUCUAUCAUCCAUUUCCUAUCAUCCUCGGUCACCCAAAGACGUACCUUCAACAUCAUUCUUCAAGUCGACGAGCAGCGCGAAGGCUACCCUUCCAUCGUAUUCUUCUAGUACAUCAUCACAAGCCGCUAAUGAUUCUGGAGAAGAUUCAGAUUGCUAUAUAAUUGAUGUUUCAUCCUCAAUAGACAAUUUAUUUGACGCAAACUGCGGUUCUAGUACGCGUGCUUCAGUCAAGGUAUCUUCGCGUUACUCCUGAAUCAUUGUGGUUUACUGAACUCCACUCAGCGGCGCGCGUCAUCGAUUGAAACGCUCUCAGCCGCACACAUGCCUAAACUCUUCCAGCCGUCUAAUCUCGAUACGCCGUUUCCAUUAAUCCACGACACCUCAGCUGCCGAUGAAGUUUUGACACCAGAAUCAUAUUUUUCUUCCUCACAGCACAGCACCCUGAACGUGCCAGCUUCGUUCUAUGCUUCGGAGUUCAACUUAUUCGACACGUCUAUACCCCCUCUUUUAGCUCAUAACGACGUGAUUGAGUUGACUGACGAUGAAGACGCUUCCGGACACAAUAGUAUCAAGAUUACUAGUGAUAUUGACAAUGAAAAUGAGGAGAUGGUUGUAGACAACAUGCUUACUGAACCUUUUUCCGUACCCGAUUCGUCUUCAGAUGGUGCCCGCUCUUUGAGAUCGUCCUCGCCCGAAAUGGGAGACUCCCUAUUCACGCCUCCUCCACCUUCCCGUAAGCCUCGCAGACGCGUUAUUCUCGACUGUGUAUCUGUGCCACCCCUUCCAAAAGACACGACCAGGGUCGAUUGCAAGGCGAAGUCGUCCAUCAGCAAACCUCAGCAGGGUGUACAGCACCCGUCAGUUAUCCAGGCCCUGACUGCUGCAUUCGCUCAAAACGACCGGCUACCAUCACCCUCUCUCAGUCGCAAGGGAAAGGAGCGUGAGCAUGAACGUCCACCCCCAGCUCCUGCACAUCCCAAAAGGAAGUACAAGCCUCGUUCCCGAAAGUUUGGAGAAGACGUUUCUACAGUACCAACGCAGAUCCUGGACGCCCAAUAUCCUGCUAUCGAGCUUGAAAUUCACGAACUGCCAGAACUUCUACCGCACCACGACAAUAUCUUGCAGUCAAGUACUUAUUAUAUCUACGCCAGACACGUUCAACGCCUUUACGCACAACUGCACGAAGUUUUGCCGCAGAUUAUUCCGGAGAUGAAAGGACCUGCAGUCCCGGAUGACGAGAAAGAUGAGAAAGAAGAUGAACCUGUCUUGCCUCAUGUUCUCGCACCGCUGUUUGAGGAGAGGCCAGAUAUCAAAGCGGCCCUUACACCAUACUUCGGACGCGGGCCUCGUAAAGGUUCCUCUCGCAAAGGUAAAAUAAAGAACGGUUUAGAGCCGCAAAGUGUCCCGACUUCGUCCAAGUCUAAAUUGGGAUCCACUGGUACCGCCCUUCAAACACAGGACCCUUCAUCCUCUAACGUCCUUGACGACAUCUCGCACUACACCGCACUGGAAGAGGAUCACAUCCUGGACUUCAGCAUGGAGAUGGAUCAGUAUUUGAACGACAUCGGAGAUUCCCCUGCAAAGACAUACUCUCCAGGCAUCAAGUACACUCGAUCCGCACCAAGUUCUUUCAUUGGUUUCCUGCACAAUACAACACGGCUGCUCCCUGACGCAGCGUCGGCCACACGAGAAGAUGCAGAGGACAGUUUCUUCGGAGUACCUCCUAGCCCGAAGCUGGUAUCCGAACAUCCUUCACUACAGCUCACGGACAUGUAUGCUACCAAUUCCUCGCACAGCCUGGACGCUAGCUUCGAUCUUGUGCUUCCUGAGAAUGGCCAGUGGUCGUUAUCGCCUACCAUUGAGAAAAAGAGCUUAUCCCCCGAAAGUCUUCCUCUCUCAGACAGCGCACUCCAAACUCGAAACAACUCCCAGCAGGCCCCAUCAUAUACGUGCGCAGACCUCCAGGAGUGUCCUCAUCGCAGGAAGCCCCAGCAAUCUCGAACAAAUCGUCUGGCAAGUCACGAAGAAACGUCCAGAUCAAAUAUCGCACUAGUGAAUCAGCCUCUGUAACUGAUGAAGGCGACGCGAUUAGGUCAGCGAGAAAGCUGGAUGACGGGAAGGUUAAGGAUGAUGGAGGGUGGACUGCUGAAGCUAUCUCUACUCCACCUGUACAACCUGGGGCGCAGCCAAGUCUCAAGUUACGGAUUCGUC